GCGGCGCGCGGUGCGCCUGCUGGCCGGAGGCCAGUGAUAACGGAGUUCCGUCGCACGGAGUGUGCGCGUCGUGUGGUGAGCGGCGGCGCGGAGGAUAUGUUAAGUCGAAGGCCGGUGGCGACGUUCCGCGAGGUGGAUGGAGCGAGGCGACGGGGCAAGUCAUCGCGUAUGCGGCUCGGGACCAACAGGGCACGCGUAUGCGCAGCGCGUAUCGGCUACGGAGUACGAGCGUGCACGUGUGUAACCCCGAAGAACAGAUCGUCUCUCCUGUCGAACUCUUCGAAUCCUUCGUCUUCGAGAAGAAAACCAUGUCGAAACCUUAUCGGCUUAUCCCACCAUGUUGUACGGACGCGGCACUCUGCGCACGGACCCGGCUAUAAACUGGAAUCCCGUUCGUCUCAUCUGCCCAGCCACGACAUCAUCAACACGACAACUAGGGGUUUCGUUUCGUCGCGAAAGAUUGCCUCGCCAUGGAGACCAGCUGGCUCCUCCUCGCCGGCGCCCUCCUGCUCUCCCUCCUCGUCCUGCGCCGCCACGCCAGGAACCGCCGCCUCCCGCCGGGCCCGCCGGCCGUGCCGCUGUUCGGCAACCUGCUGUGGCUGCACCACUCCGCCGCCGACGUGGAGCCGCUCCUGCUGAGGCUCUUCGAGCGGUACGGCCCCGUGGUGACGCUCCGGAUGGGCUCCCGCCUCGCCGUCUUCGUGGCCGACCGCCGCCUCGCGCACGCCGCGCUCGUGGGCGCCGGCGCCGUCACGAUCGCCAACCGGCCCAAGCCCGCCACCAGCGCGCUCCUGGGCGUCGGCGGCAACAUCAUCACCAACGCCGACUACGGGCCCCACUGGCGCCUCCUGCGCCGCAACCUCGUCGCCGAGACGCUGCACCCGUCGCGCGUCAGGCUGUUCGCGCCCGCGCGCGCCUGGGUGCGCGGCGUGCUCCUGUACAAGCUGCGCGCGGGCGAGGGCGGCGCGCCCGGCGACGCCAUGGAGGCGUUCCGGUACACCAUGUUCUGCCUCCUCGUGCUCAUGUGCUUCGGCGAGCGGCUCAGCGAGCCCGCGGUGCGCGCCAUCGAGGACGCCGAGCGCGCCUGGCUGCUCUACAUCUCCCAGCAGAUGAGCGUCUUCUUCUUCUUCCCGUCCAUCACCAAGCACAUCUUCCGCGGGCGCCUCCAGGCCGCGCGCGCCCUGCGACGGCGCCAGAUGGAGCUCUUCGCGCCGCUGAUCAACGCCCGGCGAGAGUACAAGCGGCAGGUCAAGGAAGGCCAGGCGCCGACGAGCGAGACCACGUUCCAGCACUCGUACGUGGACACCCUGCUGGACAUCACGCUCCCCGAGGAGGGCCACCGCCCGCUCACCGGCGACGAGAUCGUCACGCUCUGCUCCGAGUUCCUCACCGCCGGCACCGACACCACCUCCACGGGGCUGCAGUGGAUCAUGGCCGAGCUGGUCAAGAACCCGGCCGUCCAGGAGCGCCUCCACGCCGAGAUCAGGGCCACCUGCGGCGACGACGCCGAGGAGGUCUCGGAGGAGGCCGUCCAUCACAUGCCGUACCUCAAGGCGGUGAUCCUCGAGGGCCUGCGCAAGCACCCGCCGGGCCACUUCGUGCUGCCGCACAAGGCCGCGGACGACAUGGACGUCGGCGGGUACCUGAUCCCCAAGGGCGCGACGGUGAACUUCAUGGUGGCCGAGAUGGGCCGGGACGGGCGGGAGUGGGAGAGGCCGAUGGAGUUCGCGCCGGAGCGGUUCCUGGAGGGCGGCGACGGCGCGGGCGUGGACAUGACGGGGACCAAGGGGAUCCGGAUGAUGCCGUUCGGGGCGGGGCGGAGGAUCUGCGCCGGGCUGUCCAUCGCCAUGCUGCACCUGGAGUACUUCGUGGCCAACAUGGUGAGGGAGUUCGAGUGGCGGGAGGCGCCCGGGCACGAGGUGGAGUUCGAGGAGAAGCGCGAGUUCACCACCGUCAUGAAGAAGCCGCUGCGCCCGCGCCUUGUGCCCAGGAGGCGCUGAUCGAUCUGGAGAGUUCCAGUAGUUAGAUUUAAUUUGCAUAUGCACGUGUCAGUAAGAGACCAUUAAGUAUUGCACUAGUUUC
Panicum hallii is the source of this 2082-nucleotide messenger RNA. Its product is annotated as cytochrome P450 89A2-like. The coding region runs from base 471 to 2000 and encodes 509 amino acids. The record is from RefSeq and is a predicted model, not a curated record. Lineage: Eukaryota; Viridiplantae; Streptophyta; Magnoliopsida; Poales; Poaceae. Gene Ontology annotation, molecular function: heme binding; iron ion binding; oxidoreductase activity, acting on paired donors, with incorporation or reduction of molecular oxygen, NAD(P)H as one donor, and incorporation of one atom of oxygen. Gene Ontology annotation, cellular component: membrane. The transcript has a single exon.